This is a messenger RNA of Microthlaspi erraticum, 1311 nucleotides long. Lineage: Eukaryota; Viridiplantae; Streptophyta; Magnoliopsida; Brassicales; Brassicaceae. The record is from the annotation of a GenBank genome assembly.
AUGGCUGACGAAAAGAAGAAGAGGAAUAGGAAGAAGAAGCGCGGCGGUAGCAAGAAGAAGACAACCACCACUGAGCAAACAGAGGCUUUUAAGUCGGUCACCGAUUGGCUCUCCGUAGGUUCUUCUCCACCUCUCUCCUCUUCCUCUUCUCUCGACGACUUCGCCGUCACAAUCAAUACUGGUUCUCUGAGAUGCGGAGAGAAACCCGUGUUCGAGCUUCACUCGCAUUCAAAUCGCAGCGACGGGUUUUUAUCGCCUUCAAAGCUCGUCGAAAGGGCUCAUAACAAUGGGGUAAAGGUGCUUUCUUUAACGGACCAUGAUACAAUGGCUGGUGUCCCUGAAGCAGUAGAAGCAGGACGUAGAUUCGGCAUCAAGAUCAUUCCCGGAAUCGAAAUCAGCACAUUGUUCUGUACAAGAGAGUCUGGCACUGAGGAGCCGGUGCAUAUACUUGCGUACUAUGGCACUUCAGGUCCAGCAAUGUAUGAUGAAUUGGAAGGUUUACUGGUGAAGAUAAGGGAGGGGCGUUUUGUUCGUGGGAGAGAGAUGGUAUCGAAGUUGAAUAAGCUUAAAGUACCUUUGAAAUGGGAACAUGUCACCAGGAUUGCAGGCAAGGAUGUUGCUCCCGGUAGGCUGCACGUAGCUCGAGCUCUUCUUGAAGCAGGUUACGUGGAGAAUCUGAGACAAGCUUUCACUAAAUAUUUGGGUGAUGGUGGACCUGCUUAUUGCACAGGGAGCGAGCCUAUGUCCGAGGAAGCGGUAAAACUGAUAUGCAAAACCGGUGGUGUAGCUGUUCUUGCACAUCCAUGGGCGUUGAAGGAUCACGUCAGUGUUAUUAGGAGGUUGAAAGACGCUGGACUUCAUGGGGUUGAGGUGUACAGGAGUGAAGGCAAGCAAGAAGUGUUUAGCGAGUUGGCUGAUACAUACAGUCUGCUGAAGCUAGGAGGAUCAGAUUAUCAUGGAAAAGGCGGACGCAAUGAAACAGAAUUAGGGAGUGUAAGCCUUCCUGCGACGGCGUUGCGUGAUUUCUUGGAAGUUGGGCGUCCUAUAUGGUGUGAAGCCAUUAAAGCAACCAUGAGAACGUUCCUUGACCAACCAUCUGACGCAAACCUCUCCAACAUCUUAAGGUUCGACAGGACAAGGAUUCUGAAAGGAAGUUCGGUUUGGUCCUGCGGUAAGGAGUUGAUAGACCGGUGUUUAGCGAUUUGGUUAACAAGUGAGGAGAGUCAAACCGAGGAGUUUGAGGAUCUGAGAUUGAAGCUUUCUUCUGUAUCAAUCACGUCAAAGGGAUCAUUAGUCACAGUUGGUUCUUAA